AGGAAGCAGGAAGUUGUGAGCCGCAACAGGCGCUAACGAGAAAAUCAUAAUGAUGUUACUCUGCCUUGUAGCUGUCCUUGUAUGUCUGACAUCGCCCCCAACUCUCGCGAGAAAUCCGCGGGAUGCUGCCAAAGGAUGCACAGCACCAUACGCACUACCUAAUCUCCCCUUUUUCGUCGUUUGGAAUGUCCCUUCUGGAGGGUGCGAAGCACACGGGAUUAACCUCAACUUGACAACUUAUCGAAUCGUAACGAACAAGAAUGAUCAAUUCAUGGGAGAAAAUAUGGUUAUAUUUUACGGAUUUGGAGAUUGGCCACAGUACAGGGGUAACACACCCUCAAAUGGAGGCAUCCCACAAGAAGGAAACCUGUCCGAACACUUCCGGAAGGCUGAGGCUGUGACGAACCAGGACAUCCCCGACCCCAACUAUUCCGGAUUGGCGGUCAUCGACUUCGAAUCCUGGAGACCACAUCUACCACUGAAUUUUGAUAGUUUGAAAAUUUACCAGACAAAGUCAGUGGAGCUGGUCAAGAAACAACAUCCCACCUGGACAAACACAACACAGAUCAUGGAGGAGGCUACCCGACAGUUCGACAUCGCCGCCAGAUGCAAGGAUCUCUACGGCGAACAACUCCGUCCGAAAGCCUACUGGGGUUACUAUGGUUACCCGCGAUGCUGGGGGCCUUCAACAACCAAUGAGUGUCCAAUACCCGGGACAUGGACUACGAAUGAUAAAUACAUGGGGUGGCUGUUCUCAACCAACACAGGCCUGUUUCCCAGGAUUUACACCAAUCGGAACACACCAAUGCACAGCCGCUACCUGUACGUCAGACAGACGGUGAACGAGACGCUCCGAGUGCAGGCGAAAUGGUCGGGGCUCAACACUCCCAUCAUGCCGUACACUCUGAGUCAAGACAACGGAACAGACUUCUUCCAGAAAGAUGAUCUCAAGGUCGCCAUCGAGGAACCUGCCGCUAUGGGGGCUUCUGGAGUGGUCAUCUGGGGAAGCUCCUCGUUCUUCCACACGAGUGAUGAAUGUCACAAGAUGCAGAACGACAUCAACAAAGUCUUCGGCCCCUUCGUCAAGAACCUCACCGACUUCACACAAGCAUGUGCCAACGAGCUGUGCAACAACCACGGCCGGUGUAUCAGGAAGGACUUCGAGGCCACCACACAGAACUUCCUCCGUCUGUACCAGAAGGAGGCUUGUGUGAGGCCGAGGGAGGAGUAUGAGGACACGAGGGACAAGAGGCGGGGGUUGUUCGGGGACAGGUACCCCAGACUGAAGAAGUAUGAGUAUUAUGUGUGUAGAUGUCUGCCCGGAUGGUCAGGUGAAUAUUGUAACAAGUCAUAGGGUGGUUGUAAUUCGCCAUAUGGAGAUGGGUACUCACAAGACUUAGAGAUUUUGAGAUACACUACGCCGAUAAUACUCUUUGAUAUGAUGUUUAUACUUUCUGAAUAUGUAUAAUCAUUAAUAAUAGUU
This is a messenger RNA of Haliotis rubra (blacklip abalone), 1483 nucleotides long. RefSeq names its product hyaluronidase B-like. Bases 50 to 1354 code for a protein of 434 amino acids. Gene Ontology annotation, molecular function: hyalurononglucosaminidase activity. Lineage: Eukaryota; Metazoa; Mollusca; Gastropoda; Lepetellida; Haliotidae. Gene Ontology annotation, biological process: carbohydrate metabolic process; hyaluronan catabolic process. The record is from RefSeq and is a predicted model, not a curated record. The transcript has 5 exons.